UGAGACAGUUCCUUCUGGUAUACAGGUUGAAUAUUUAUCAUUCUUAUUCUGUAGCAGUGCCUUACCCAGCUGUCUUUCCUCGUCUGAAGCUCAGAAUUCUUACACUGCAUUCCAGAAGACUUGUUUGUUUCAAGACCGUGUCAAAAGAAAAAUGAGUCAAUUUGAUUAUAACGUUACUGAAGAAGAAUUACUAGCCAUUUAUGAUGAUUUUGUGGAGCCGUGUACUCUGAAACACAGACAAAAGAUUGACAACUUCCUCCAGUUAUUCAUUCACCCCAUAAUUUGCAUUGUUGGUUUUAUCGGCAACACCUUGGUGAUUUUGACGUAUGCCCUCUACAAGCGAACCAAGUCCAUGACGGAUGUGUACCUGUUGAACGUUGCAAUAGCUGAUAUCCUGUUUGUGGUGGCUCUGCCUUUGAUCAUCUAUAGUGAACAGCAUGACUGGGCCAUGGGUAACUGGUCCUGCAAGCUGUUGCGUUGUGUCUACAGCGUCAACUUGUAUAGCGGCAUGUUGCUCCUAGCUUGCAUUAGUGGAGACCGCUACCUCGCAAUCGUGCAGGCCCGCCGGUCGUACCGGCUGCGUUCUAGCACCCUGCUUUACAGCCGUCUCAUCUGCGCAGCUGUCUGGUUACUGGCCUUGGUCCUGUCCCUUCCCACCUUCUUCUUUUAUGAACGUUAUCAGCCCGACCAUGUUGAAUCCAGCCUAUUUAACAGCACACAGGACAGCAAUACCCCAUAUGAGUGCUUUUUUCUAUUUCAUUCGAACGAAACGGCACGCAGGAUGAAAACCAUGGUGCCAAGCUCUCAGAUAGCAGUGGGUUUCUGCUUACCAUUGCUGAUCAUGGGUUUCUGCUACUCCAGUGUCAUCGCCACCCUACUUCGAGCAAAGAACUUUCAAAGACACAAAGCAGUGCGUGUGGUCCUCACUGUGGUGUUUGUGUUUGUGGCCUGCCACAUGCCUUACAAUAUAGCACUGUUAUAUUACACCAUCAACAUGUUCAAUGAGCAGGAAUGCAGCCAUGUGGAAGCUGUAGAGUUGACCAUGAUCAUCACGAAAAGUCUGGCCUACCUGCACUCUUGUCUCAACCCCUUGCUGUAUGCCUUCAUUGGGGUGAACUUCAGAAACCAUUUCCAAAAGAUCUUACAGGACAUCUGGUGCUUGGGGAAGAACUACAUGUCAGCACGGCGGUCCUUACGUGUUACCACUGAAAUGUACAUUUCUUCACGGCGGUCUGUAGAUGGCUUAACAAAUGACAAUGGCACUUCAUUUACAAUGUAAUAGGCUGCAGGAUAAGACAAGCAUUACAUUUUGGCUAUGUCCAAAACCUUAGGCAGAUACCCUUGCUGCCCAGUCAAUAAGGCUUCUAAAGCACCAUAACAUGAUGUCUAAUGAUCUGGAACAAAUGCAAGUGAUCUUUAGAUAUUACCAAAUAAAUAUGUAAUGACUAGAAUUCAAUAGAUAUUGAGCUAUGCGAUAUAAAAAACAAAACAAAUUUCCAUCAACUGCCAGACUGCAUGCACAAAAUUGGACACCUUUAAGCAGCCUUCAAAAAUCGACCACAUGAUGUUUGGAUGUGCCUUGAUGCCGUUCUACCUCUGCUUAUUACCUAUGAAGGAGGCAUUUUUUAGGUUUUGGACACAACUUGUGUUACUGCAUUUGAGUUCAGUGUCCAGAGAACAUCUUUUGCAAAAAUGUAGGACUUCAAUAUAUUUGACUGAGAAAUGAAACCUAUAGACUUUAUUUACAGUAGCGCCAUCUUUGAUUCUAGAUGGUAAUGAAAAGGAGACUUAGGAAAGGGAUAGACUUACCGUCUCUUCAAUUAUAUGCAUUGUAUAAAGCUAUCAAAAGCUCCUAGAUCACCUCUAAUUUUCAACAACUUGUGUUGUCUUGACUUUAUUGUCUAUGAUUUCUUGGAAUUAUAUUUUUUUUCAAUUUCUCAUCAGCAGAAUUAUCCAAAAACACUUAACAACUUUACAACUCAUUGAAGAGACAGUACAAUCUGUACCUCACAGUCUUGUUAUUAGUCAAUAUCAAAGAUGGAGCUGUUGUGAAUAAGGUCUAUUACAUUGAUUAUCUAAACAAAAGUGUGUAAACAUCAGAGAAGAAACUAGACUGACCAUUAACUAUGUAAAAGGUAGGCUAUAGGAAUUAAUUUUGCAAUGGAAGUGCACAGUAUGUAGUACUAAUGCAGUCUUCUUUGUGUACUUUUUAAUUGUUGUAUAUAGAAUUUUCAUGUUGUAUUUUUUUUCUAAUAAAUAAUGCAGAAUAAUAAUAAAAAAUAAGCAAAUAGUGAAAUUAGAACCAGUGCUGCUGCUUAUGUACCCAUGCCCAAAUGAAUCAGUUGAGUCUGCUGAGACCAUUAUGUAAUACCAAAUUUGUUAACCCCCUAAAGGUUUAAGCCUGUGCUGCAAUAAUACAUGAAUAAUUGGAUUUUUGACCUGGUUAACAUUCUGCAAUAAUUUUGGCAUGGUUGUUUUGAAACUCCUCACAAAUGUAUUUAUGUAUUUUUAAAUUGCAAAACAUACACCCACUGAGCACCUUAUUAGGAACAACGUCUUGUCAAUGAGAGCGGUCCACAGAGAAUGGCCAGACUGGUUUGAGCUGACAGAAAGGCCAUAGUAACUGAAAUAACCACUCUGUACAAUUAUAGUGAGGAGAAUAGCAUCUCAGAAUGCACAGCAUAUCGAACCUUGAGGCAAAUGGGCUACAACAGCAGAAGACCAUGUCUGGCACUUUAUUAGGACCGUAGUGUUAAUAAAGUACUCGGUGAGUGUACAUUUUUGUAUUAAAUGUAUUGUAUACAUUUGUACUUUUAAUACAGUUCAAUUGUGUUAAAUGAAUUGGAGAAAUUGGAACGGCCAAUAUGGUGGGUGUAGAAAAGGAAGUCCUGUUUUACAGGUAAAAGGUAUAUUUUUCAGAUACAGACAGUUAUAUCAAGAAUGUAAUGAAAUUAAUUUUUUUGUGAUUUGAGCUAAAGUAGAAGAAUUAAUUUUAUCAUUGUCAAGUUUUACUGCAGAUUUGAAAUAUGUUCUUUGAUUGUAAACUUGACUAACCAUUUUGGAGAUUUCGGUCUUCCCCAUUCAAGCAGAUUGAAACUGUACUUAUGUGCCACUUCUAUCUAUAUCAAAUAGUUGCCCUGAAGCAUUACCAAGAUGGCCACCGAUUGGAUUGACAUGCCAUGAAAGGGACUUGAUAACUUCCUUAUGAAAGGGACUUGAUAACUUCCCCAUUAUUGUUAGAAGACAGAAUAAGUUACACACAGAGGUUUGCCAUACCUUAUGCACUUUGUCUUUAAUUAUUUGUAAUUCUAGAAUUUGAUUACCUUUUGCUCUUCAAUAAAUAAGCAUAGUGAAAUAUCUGAUAUUUAUGAAGGAAGCUCAAUAAAAAAUAAUACAGAUUUUUUUUUCUGUUAUUUUAAAUAGAUAAAUGUUACAGUUCACAGAGGACAAAUGCAAU
This is a messenger RNA of Xyrauchen texanus (razorback sucker), 3457 nucleotides long. It is a transcript of the gene ccr6a, whose product is annotated as chemokine (C-C motif) receptor 6a. Gene Ontology annotation, cellular component: membrane. Gene Ontology annotation, biological process: G protein-coupled receptor signaling pathway; chemotaxis; immune response. The record is from RefSeq and is a predicted model, not a curated record. NCBI's taxonomy places the organism in Eukaryota, Metazoa, Chordata, Actinopteri, Cypriniformes, Catostomidae. The transcript is spliced from 2 exons. Gene Ontology annotation, molecular function: chemokine receptor activity. The coding region runs from base 152 to 1279 and encodes 375 amino acids.